Aspergillus clavatus NRRL 1 is the source of this 1596-nucleotide messenger RNA. Its product is annotated as WD domain protein. Gene Ontology annotation, biological process: regulation of DNA damage checkpoint. Lineage: Eukaryota; Fungi; Ascomycota; Eurotiomycetes; Eurotiales; Aspergillaceae. The record is from RefSeq and is a predicted model, not a curated record. Gene Ontology annotation, cellular component: nucleus. The coding region runs from base 1 to 1596 and encodes 531 amino acids. Gene Ontology annotation, molecular function: protein binding; DNA binding. The transcript has 3 exons.
AUGGGCACCGACAGCACCGAGCUCUCAGAGUUCGAAAAGCAGCGGCUCGCCAACAUCGCCGAGCGCGAUGCGCUGCUCAAGAAGCUCACCCUGGACGCCCAGUCAUCCGGCAUCUUCCCGCCCAAGCUGGCGCGCAGCUCACCCGUGAGCCAAACGAAGCCGAAGAAGAAACCCGCACCCAAGAAGAUCAAGAAGGAAGGUGAGGCGCCCGUGGCGCGCCGCAUGUCGUCGCGGCUGAGAGGCAUCGCGGCGGAGAGCGAGGUCGCGAAGCGCAAGGCGGAGGAGCACUACGAGGCGGUGCAGCAGGCGGAGCGGGCUAAGCGGGUGCGCAAGUCGGAUGCGUUCUCGUUCAGCGAGAUGCUUGUGUCGGGGCAGAAGCUGAGUGCGGAUGGGCUGAUUGGGGUGGAUGUGGUCACGAAGGGGGUGGCGAUGCCGUACCAGCGGACCUUUGGCGAUGAGGACAUUGAGAAGACGGCGGAUAAGGAGUUGAAGAGACUGAGGGAGGAGGUGAGUGGGUUGCAGUUGUGGGAGGCGUGGGAGCCGAACCGUAUCAAGGUGACUCCCGAGAGAAUCUACACCAUGACAUUCCAUCCCUCGGAGGCGAAGCCGCUGAUCUUCGCCGGCGACAAGAUGGGCAACCUCGGCGUUCUAGACGCCUCGCAAGAGAGGCCCGUCUCCAGCAUCAAGCACGAAGACGGCGACGAGGAGGAGCAGGAGGACGAUGACGACCCAGACCCGGUCCUGACGACCCUCAAACCACACACCCGAACCAUCAGCUCCAUGCACAUCCACCCUUCCAAGCCCACACAUCUGUACACCGCCAGCUACGACAGCUCCAUCCGCGAACUGGACCUGGAGAAGACCACCUCCGUGGAGACAUACGCGCCGGACUCGCCAUCCGACGAUGUCCCCAUCUCCGGCAUCGACAUGGCCGCCGACGACCCGAACACGCUCUACUGGACGACGCUCGACGGCGCCUUCGGCCGCUACGACACGCGCGCCUCGCGCCGCACCGCCGUCGCCACCUGGCAGCUCUCCGAGAAGAAAAUCGGCGGCUUCUCCCUCUACCCGACGCACCCGCACUUCUUCGCAACCGCCAGCCUCGACCGCACCAUGCGCCUCUGGGACCUCCGCAAGCUCUCCCACGACGACCCGCUUCCCGUCGGCGAGCACCUCUCCCGCCUCUCCGUCUCCCACGCUGCCUUCAACAGCGCCGGCCAGGUCGCGACCUCCUCCUACGACGACUCCCUGAAGAUCUACGACUUCGGCGCAAAGGGCAUCGCCUCCUGGGAACAGGGACACACACUCUCAGACGCCGAAAUGAAACCGGACACCGUCGUCCGCCAUAACUGCCAAACAGGACGAUGGGUAACGAUCCUCCGCCCCCAAUGGCAAGCAAACCCGCAAUCCCACAUCCAGCGCUUCUGCAUCGGCAACAUGAACCGAUUCGUCGACGUCUACAGCAGCUCCGGCGACCAGCUCGCCCAGCUCGGAGGCGACGGCAUCACCGCCGUCCCUGCCGUGGCCGUAUUCCACCGCAGCAAAAACUGGAUCGCGGGCGGGACCGCCAGCGGCAAGAUCUGUUUGUGGAUGUGA